Symbiodinium sp. CCMP2592 is the source of this 966-nucleotide messenger RNA. The record is from the annotation of a GenBank genome assembly. NCBI's taxonomy places the organism in Eukaryota, Dinophyceae, Suessiales, Symbiodiniaceae.
AUGUUCUGCUUAUGGUACUUCCUAUGCAUUCUACCUGCUUUCGCCGGGCCCACGAAUAAGGGUCACACCAAGAAGACAGCGGAUGCGCUCAUCAUGUCUCAUGCAGAUGCGCAGUGCGCUUAUCGGCUGAUGGAGGCCAUGUGUCCUUACCCCGACGAGACAAUCUCUCGCUCUGCACCACAUGCGUGGGAGCUUUGUGCUGCAUUAGGACGCGCCACCUCUCUCAGCUCUGCGUGUGUUUUCACGCAUAUGCUCAUUUUGAUUUCACUGACAUUGAAUGCCUUGCAGACUCGAUACGGUGGCAUCCUUGGGAAAUUCCCCAACUUGCUGAUGUUGCAACACGGAGCACCAGGUGAAGGCAAGAGCAUUGCCCUUUGGCUUGUUUUCCAAAUUCUCUACUAUUUCGACGACACUCGGACGAAGCUGAAGCUCAAGGAGUGGAACACAAGUAAAGAGCAACAUCGUCUCGCAGUGCGCGCUGGAGAACAGGAGGAGAAGGAUGCUCCUGCUAAACCCGAACAUGCUGACUCCGUCCACAACAAAGGCACCUUUCUAGGCAUGGGAGCCACCUUGGAGAAGCAGGACGGUCGCGGAUACUUGGGUUUGCAUGAAGGUAGGAGCUGGCUCAGCGAUGCUGCUGACAACAAGCCUGGAGGAGGCUUUGAGGACCUCAACCAGAUCAUGGACCACGAUCUCUACAAGAACAACCCCGCAUCGGGAACAAAGUUCUACGUCAAGAACCCUCACUUGGUUGGGAGCAUCCUGCUGCACCUGCCGGAGCUAGUCAAACAGUCGACCUUACCAGAUUCAGUUGCUGGUUUGUCGCGUUUCCUUGUCGCUCACUUCAAAGCCGUGACACACAAGAUCCUGCCGAACAAGUCUGCAGAUGAACUCCGCCAGAUGCUCACCGAAGACCCGGAUUACUUCAAUGAUCUUGCGUACGACGACGUGGUGAAGGCCAUUUAA